This is a messenger RNA of Ogataea philodendri, 879 nucleotides long. RefSeq lists its product as uncharacterized. The coding region runs from base 1 to 879 and encodes 292 amino acids. The record is from RefSeq and is a predicted model, not a curated record. The transcript has a single exon. Gene Ontology annotation, molecular function: nucleic acid binding; zinc ion binding. Lineage: Eukaryota; Fungi; Ascomycota; Pichiomycetes; Pichiales; Pichiaceae.
AUGAAUACUGAAGAAGUGGACGAUCUUAAAAAUAGAAUUUUACAGGUUGUGAACCCUCAUGCUUACUUUAAUCUAAUAUCCCGUUUUCCAGAUGACUGUAAGCUUAAAUCAUCAAGGAAUUUCUUAGAAUGGAAAAGAAAAUUUGAAUCCUAUCUGAGAGCGUCUAAAAAGGGAUUGUUUGACUACUAUGCUUCAGGAAAGGUAGUUGUUCAGGGCAAUGCUGUCCAAGACAGAGACAUAAUUUCCUUUUAUGAUGACGGUCUGAAGAGCUUAUUGUACCAAACUAUCAAUGAUAACAUUAAAGAGGAUUAUGAAUUCGAUGACAAUGGGAGACAUAUGAUUUCAAAGAUCAUGUCCACCUAUGGAAAAGUGUCAUUGCUCACGAUUUAUCAGAACUACAGAGAAGCUCUAAGAGACGAUAAAUCUCAACUCAAGAUACAACAAAGGUUUCGAGCAGUUAAAGCAGAUAUGGUGGAAUUAGGGUGUGAUAGUGAAACUGUGGAAGUUGUGGACCUACUUAUCAUUUUCAAGGAUGAGGAUCUCGCACAAAAGGUGCUGUCCAAUGGGGUCUCAAAAUUAACCCAUAGGGGACUGCAGCGAAAGAUUUUUGAAAAAGAAGUCUCACAGUUGUCUCAGUCAUCUGCGUUUGUUGCUGAUUCUCCUAUUUCGCAAAAGAAACCUUCUUGUUUUAAAUGUCAUCAACUCGGACAUAAAGUUCAAACUUGUCCUCUCAGAAAGAAUGGUAUCAAAGCCAGGAGAACUGUUGAUUCCACAAUAAAUGAGAAUCUAGCUGAAAACCCCAACUUUGCUAUGACUGCUGAGUUCAGCCGGGUCAACUCUAUGAUCGAGUCAGGUCUGAUUGCAGCUGAAUCUGUUUGA